This is a messenger RNA of Chelmon rostratus (copperband butterflyfish), 4346 nucleotides long. RefSeq lists its product as uncharacterized. The coding region runs from base 175 to 831 and encodes 218 amino acids. The record is from RefSeq and is a predicted model, not a curated record. Gene Ontology annotation, molecular function: DNA binding; zinc ion binding. The transcript has 6 exons. Lineage: Eukaryota; Metazoa; Chordata; Actinopteri; Chaetodontiformes; Chaetodontidae.
GGAUGACGUCAUGGUCGUUGUUUCGAAUGUCGGGAGCUAGCGCUGGGUAGGAGGCCGCGCGCUCUGCUGGGGACACAAUUUGUACAAAUCUGAAGCCCAAGGUCGUCGACAGCCCCCGGUACCUUCAAUUUCAGGAAUAUCCUCUCCCAUCCCCCUUACCCCCUCUGUCAGAGCAUGGCUCAGGAGACCAAUCAGACACAGGUGCCAAUGCUUUGCACUAUGGGAUGUGGUUUCUACGGUAACCCCCGCACCAACGGCAUGUGCUCGGUCUGCUACAAGGAACACCUGCAGAGACAACAGGGAGGGGGGCGUUCCAGCCCCCCGGGAGAGAAAGCUGCUACAUCACCGGCAGGAUCACCAGGGUCAGCUGGUGUGACUGUGGAGAGUACAACCUCAGAACCCAGUACAGAGGUGGCGGGGACCCCACCUGAGGAACAAACAACCAGUCCCAGCUCCCCCAGUCCAGUAACUCAACAGAUGACAGCUAUGAGCAUCUCCCAGGAUUCAGGAGCUGUAGACUCUGAUCGAGCGGAGGCUGAGGAGGGAGAAGAGGAGGGUACUUCCAACAGCUCAGAGCCAGUGGGGGAAGCAGCACAGGCCUUGUCUGAUAAUGACCAAACUCCUGAUAAAAACAAGAAAAAGAACCGCUGCUUUUCUUGCCGGAAGAAAGUGGGCCUUACUGGUUUUGACUGUCGCUGCGGCAACCUGUUCUGUGCCAUUCACCGUUACUCUGACAAACACGACUGUCCCUAUGAUUACCGGAGUGCAGCUGCUGCCCGCAUACGCAAGGAGAACCCUAUCGUGGUGGCUGAGAAAAUUCAGAAGUUAUGAGGACUGAGUGCAAAAAAAAAAUUCUCUGACUUUGUGAAUUUGAACAAUGGCGACUUGGAUGAAAACACCUGAUAUCAUGGCUUCAUUUGUUCAUGGUAGUCUAAGACGGGCGGGGUGGGGUGGUGAGGUCACGGCCACUGUCCAGACGCUUCCCUUACUAGCAUCUCCCUCUCUCUCCACCAGUGACUGCGGCUGAACCUGAGUGUUUUCUGUGUGUGUGCGCGUGUGUUUGUAUGAAAGUGUGUGUGUGUGCACAUUUGCUUGAGAGUCGGGGAGAGAGCUGUCAGGGCUUGGUGGACAUUAGUGUUGCUGUGGGGAGGGAAGGCAUUUGAUUUUACCCCUUUUUGUUUCUCAACUUGGGGGAUCGUGUGAGUUUAUUUUUAUACAAUCCCUGUAAGGUAGUUGAAAUGAGACGGGGGUAAGCUGUUAAAGAAUGUGUCACAGCCUGGAUAAUGACACAGAGCUCAAUUAAGGUCUAGAACGUUUAAAAGAAAAAACCUACCUGGGAGAUUUUGUGUAUCAGCAAGACCUUUUAAGGGCUUUGGAAUUUUUUUUUUUUUUUUCCCCAGACUGAAAAUGAUGUCAACUACUUGUCAAAUUGGCAUUUUUUUUCUUCCCACCUCUUUACUCUGUGGAUCACCACAUGUUGAACCCCCAAGUCUCAGCAUUUUCCAGAAAUGUUUCUCUUUGAUAUAUUGACUUAUCAUACUGAUAUUGGGUGCAUGAACAGUUUAUGGAGAGGGAAGGUCGGGGAGGGCAGGGAUAGGGGAAACUGAGAACCUUGACUUAACUGAGUGAUUGAAUUCUGUGUUUUUAUUUUAUUUCAUUUUUUUUUCUGUUUUAAUGAGCGUAUGACAUCAGAAGAUCUAUAUUAAUAUAUUGUAGUUAGCUUGAAUUGUGUGAUUGCAUUCUAUUUAUUUUUUAUCGUUUGGUUGGUCUGUGCUGGAGGAUUGGCAGCAUGUGUCAGCAAAUCACUAAGAUUUGCACUUAACCUUUUCAAUUAUAUUUAAGUAAUUCCAUCUUGAUUAUAUAACCAUUGAAUAAAAAAUACACAAGCUCUGACAUGAUGGAGUAGAGUCCAGUUAAGCCGUUACAACUACAAAUUGUGCAGUAAAAUGUCCAUAGUUUUGGAUUUGGAAACAAAGCACAACAAAGUGUGUCAACUGCAGAGCACAAACUAAUGUGCUACACCUACUCGGUUUUGUUCAGCAUCUGGGUCAUUUGCAGUUUAUAUUUGAUCAGUACAGCAGGCUCGCUAAAGAAAUUGCCUUCUUGUUCGAUUGACGAGACGUUCUGUUGUAGUAAGGCGGUGCGUACUCCUUGAAUGCCCUUUUCUGUUCGAUGGAGCGUGAAGCUCCAUGUUUCUCUAACCACCAGCAGACCACUGACACGUGCUGAAUGAAAACUGACCUGGGUCGCAUUGACUCUACACAUUGACACACCUUCUGCUCAGCUAAAGUAAAGAUCGUCGCAAUGCUCCAGAGUUGCGUGCUGCGCUUUUACGAUGUGCUCCGAUUCAGACGAGUCCUUUACUACGAAGAGCGCUUCUAGCUAGCUUCUUCUAGGAAGAUCAAAUUUGCGUGCAUGUGCUCGGUCAAACAUAUGAGUUACUGUGUUGUAACUGACUGCACAGUUUGAAAUGAAGCUGGAAUGUUUAAAAAGCCACAAAGCAGUAGCACAAUGCAUGGCUGGAACCCCGAGGUUCAAGUUAACAGGACUCUAAAGUUUCUUUUCCAAAUGUAAAUACCAUAUGGCUCCUAUUCAUAUAGUAUAAUCUUAAUGUAGAUUUUUGCCAGGUAAUUAAGGUGGGGGACUAAGGUGAAGAAUAGUACUAUGUGUAUAAAAGUGCUUUCAUAAUUAUCCAAAAAAAGAGAAAGUGCCACAACCGGCACUGAUUUUUUUUUUCUCCAUCUUGUUCCCCUUUCAUUUACAAGUUAUUUACCACCAUCAUCUGCCCAUGUAAUGUCCAAAGUAUGUUCAGUUACUGACUCUACCUAGAGGCCAUGUGGUCUCUUUUCUACAAUACUAGUCCCAUUGUUAACAAGCCCCUAUAAGCUUUAUUAACCUCGCUGAAUUACACAGUAUCCCAGCCCAUGCUUUUAUCCUGUUACUGAAGUCUAUUCCUAGCAUAGUAAUAUUACUGAAAGUUUAAAAGGCCCUUUGUGAGACACAGAGGGACAUUUGAGGUAUCAUCUUUUCAUUAUUAAAAGCCUUCCUUGUAAAUGUUGCUUGAUCUUGAUCAUUAAAUAUUUAUGAAAGAGCUGCAGACAAGUUGCGAGGAAUUUGCAGAGCAUGCAUUCUCAGAAUAAGCCAACGCAGGAUGUGUUGGAGGUGUAGGACACUUUUCCUUGUAUACACAGAAUAUCAUGGACCUGGUUGGCUCUCGUUCAGGCUCCUUUCAUUGAAUUAUUGGCCUUCAGAGCUCCUGUUGAAGGCGUAGUGUUGGUGAUGAACAUGUCUAAAUAGCUUUGACUUGGCAUGCCAACCCCCAAACUUUUUUUCCGAGGUUAAGUUGGUCAUCUAAGUCCCGACUGUGAUUUUAUCGCCACCAGUGGAAAUUCAGACGUUUGAGGAUUUUUGAGUGACGAUUACGUACAAGCAUAUUUAGGGGAACUUGUGUUUGGAGCAGCUCUGCAGUCUGGUGUUUCCCAAAGUGUAUCUUCAUAUAUUCAGAAUAUUCAAACUUGCCUGCUGGGUUGACGGCCAUUACAAAAUAGUCGGCCACAAAAUGCUACAUUUUCCUCAACAGAUUGAAAGUCCUUUCAGAGAAAAAGUCACGUGAGAUGAUUGUUCAGUUAGUGAAAUCGUGAGGAGUUCAUGGUUUACACUUGCUGUUUUCUAUUGACUGCUCGUAUCAAACCCCAACUCCUUGUUUUCUUAAUAAAUAUGAGCAGUUUGAAUGUAAACCACCAUAAUUCACAUCAGCUGUAAUGUCAUUUAUCAAACUGCCUAGCUCGGAUAUUGACUAUAUAUCUUUGGGCAGAAGAUGGAGGCCCAGUUUUCGUACAUGUGAUUUGGGACAGUUGGAUCACUAAAAUUGUUUUGACAGUUUGUGAUGAAGGACUUGGCACCAGCAAUUAGGGCAACCAUACCUGAAUAAUUUAGAUAUUCUCAGUACAUUUUUUUCUUCCUUCUGUUCUGUUGCUUUGAUAGAGUUUUGAUGUCUUCAAUCCUGUCUUUAGCACAACCUUUCAUAAUCAGUGUCUUCAUCAUGCAAAGGUUUUGAUUGAUAAUGAACCUGUCAGUUGUGAUGAAUCUGGUUGAAAUUCAGUGUCGCUGCAGAUGUGAAGACAAAUGACAAUGACUUGAUUCAUUCUGUCUUUCAAGAUGAGCUUGAGGGACAUCAAAUGAAAUCUACAAUGUUCGCAGAGCUGUAGUUCUUGUCCCUUGGCACUCCAGUCCCCCAGAAACACCACCAGAUAUCUUUUUAUUUUGUUUUUCUUUCAAGAUUUAGGAUUGUAUGAUGUGUAAGAGUAAGUAUAAAACAAUAAAUUCACAAAGUUUAUUUUAAGCUA